Molecule: messenger RNA, 495 nt
Organism: Leptopilina boulardi
Lineage: Eukaryota; Metazoa; Arthropoda; Insecta; Hymenoptera; Figitidae
Exons: 1
Coding region: 1-495 (164 amino acids)
Source: RefSeq, a predicted model, not a curated record
AUGAAGCGAGGAAACGUCUCGUUGAAAGAUGGCAAGAGAGAUGGGAUGGGGAUUCAAAAGGAAGGUGGACACACACACCGCCUGAUUCCUCACCUCGCCACCUGGCUUGAUAGAGAGCACGGCGAAGUUGGGUAUUACCUGACACAAGCGUUGUCAGGUCAUGGUUGUUUCGGCCAUUACCUCCAUAGAUUUAAAAUAAGAAAAGCUUCGAAAUGCGUGUACUGCGAUGCUCAAAUCGAUGACGCAGAACACACGCUAUUUUCCUAUGAGCACUGGAGCGAGAAUAGAGAAGCCGUGUUUACGGCGGUUGAGACUCGAUUCAACCCUGAUACCAUGGUCUCUAUCAUGCUCCAAAGUGUGGAAUCCUGGAGACAUAUCGAAACCUUUGUCAUAAAUGUUAUGUUGACAAAAGUUAAAGACGGAAGACCUGGGUUGACCGGGAGAUGCCUAAGUGCUCGGCAGGGAUCAAGUAGAAGGGGCAGGAGGAGAAUUUAG